AUGACAUUGACCAAUUGGCCAACCUGCGUGUCCUUAAUGUUGGCGCCACCCAAUUCUCUGGCAACAUUCCAGCCAGCAUCGGAAGAAUAUGUUGAAACGAAAAGAGUGAAUGAAAAGGUUGAUGUAUAUGGCUUUGGGGUUAUCCUUCUGGAGCUGACAACAGGAAAAGAAGCCAACUAUGGAGAUGACCACUCGUCUCUUGCAGAAUGGGCAUGGCAUCAGAUUCAACUAGGAAACAACAUAGAACAAGUUCUAGAUGAAGAUGUUAAGGAAAUUUCAUACUUGAAGGAAAUGUGCAGUGUCUUCAAGCUUAGGGUGAUGUGUACAGCCAAAGAGCCAGUUGGCAGGCCUUCCAUGAAGGAGGCUCUGAAUAUAUUGCUCCGCUUGAAAGAACCAUGUGGUUAUGUAGAAAUGAAUUUUGGUCAUUUUGAUGAUGUUCCUCUCCUAAAGAAUUCCAAAAGGGAGAGUAGGUUAGAUAUUGGUAAUGAUAGUUAA
Messenger RNA from Neltuma alba, 495 nucleotides. Its product is annotated as MDIS1-interacting receptor like kinase 1. The coding region runs from base 1 to 495 and encodes 164 amino acids. The record is from RefSeq and is a predicted model, not a curated record. The transcript is spliced from 2 exons. Gene Ontology annotation, molecular function: protein kinase activity. Gene Ontology annotation, biological process: protein phosphorylation. Gene Ontology annotation, cellular component: membrane. Lineage: Eukaryota; Viridiplantae; Streptophyta; Magnoliopsida; Fabales; Fabaceae.